UUUUCUCUGACUUCUAUAAAGAUCACAGUUUUAUACUCUCUGGUCUUAGGAGGAAACAGAGUAAGAGAAAGGCAUGGCAAUGAGAGCGGUGGCGGCAGCACCUCGUGGAUUGAGAAGACUAUUUUCGAGCUUCACUUUCACUCCGCCAAGCUCCGCUGCGACUACAGCUCCUCCUCCGGCAGAACCAUCGACUAACCUCUUCGUCUCAGGGCUUAACAAACGUACAACUUCUGAGGGACUCAGAGAAUCCUUUUCAAAAUUUGGGGAAGUGGUCUAUGCUAGAGUUGUGACUGAUCGUGUAUCGGGGUAUUCCAAAGGCUUUGGUUUUGUGCGAUAUGCCACUUUGGAACAGGCUGCUGAAGGUAUAAAGGGCAUGGAUGGCAAGUUUCUCGAUGGGUGGGUUAUCUUUGCUGAGUAUGCAAGACCAAGAACACCACCGGCAUGAUCUGAGGAUAAUGGAGCCCCAUCUGAGCGACCGAUGUAUUGAAAGUUUGAAACGAUUCAGUUUGGCAGUACUGUUUAUAAAUCCUAGCUUUCUCUCUCUCUCUCUCUCUCGUGGGUUUUUUGUUCUUUUGGAUCAGCAAUCCUAGUUCUCUAUUUUGCCUCAAGAGAGCUUUGAUGAUCCACAGUACUUGGCAAAAGAUUAGGUCACAGUGACUACUGAGCUGAUUGAUUAUUGAACUAUGAAACACGGGAACAUCAAAAUGGGUGGAUAAUGAGACAAUGGCUAAAAUCUAUUGUUACUAGAGAGUGUAGAAUAAUGUUGCCUGUUACUUGUUAACGUCCUUGGGAAUUCUGGGUUUACAACUUAAUAACGUUGCACGCCAAGUGCGAAACCGGAAUCAUAAUAAAUUCCAAUAUUAUUUCUC
Molecule: messenger RNA, 869 nt
Organism: Nelumbo nucifera (sacred lotus)
Lineage: Eukaryota; Viridiplantae; Streptophyta; Magnoliopsida; Proteales; Nelumbonaceae
Product: organelle RRM domain-containing protein 2, mitochondrial-like
Biological process (GO): mitochondrial mRNA modification
Cellular component (GO): mitochondrion
Molecular function (GO): RNA binding
Source: RefSeq, a predicted model, not a curated record